CACACACUCAACAGAUUUGUUUUUACGUAAGGGAGGGUGAGAGAGUGAAGACUUCGAAGUAAAAAUGGGAGUAGAACAUGAGACACUGAAACAAGGAGAUGGAACAACCUUUCCGAAAAAUGGACAAACAGUCACAGUGCACUACACCGGCACACUGACGGAUGGAAAGACAUUUGACUGCUCGAAGGCUCGGGGAAAGCCUUUCUUAUUCAAGCUUGGAGCCAGCCAAGUGAUUCGUGGCUGGGAUGAAGGAGUGGCCAAGAUGACUCUUGGCGAGGUAGCCAAGUUGACCUGUUCACCAGACUACGCUUAUGGCGCGAGGGGAUACCCACCGCUCAUCCCAGGCAACUCCACUCUCAUCUUUGAAGUGGAGCUGCUGAAAAUAGAUUCCUGAACCUUGAACAUCAUGAUGGAAAUCAUGAAUUAAUUAUGAUAGCUUGGUAUAAAUGCCACAAACAAAAAUGAGACCCCACUCAAGACAUUUUCACACCAUAACAAAAUCUGUCAAAUUCCCCUGUGAAAUCAGGGCUGAGAACUACUGCAGGAACGGGAGCAGUCGUCUUUGUGAUGGUCUUGUUUGUUUGUAGCAUUUACACAAAUGUUGAUACUAUUGUCUCAAAUUAAAUGUGGUAAUGAUUUAUUCAUAAUAAACUCACACACAAAACAAAUUUUGCAGUGCAGACAGGGUGGUCAUGCAUUUUAUAUUAAUGUUUUUAAUUUUUAAUUAGUUAUGUAUCAUCCAUUAGAAAUUGUACUAAU
This is a messenger RNA of Myripristis murdjan (pinecone soldierfish), 759 nucleotides long. RefSeq names its product peptidyl-prolyl cis-trans isomerase FKBP1A-like. Gene Ontology annotation, biological process: protein peptidyl-prolyl isomerization. Gene Ontology annotation, molecular function: peptidyl-prolyl cis-trans isomerase activity. The record is from RefSeq and is a predicted model, not a curated record. Gene Ontology annotation, cellular component: cytoplasm. The transcript has 4 exons. NCBI's taxonomy places the organism in Eukaryota, Metazoa, Chordata, Actinopteri, Holocentriformes, Holocentridae. Bases 65 to 394 code for a protein of 109 amino acids.